Messenger RNA from Pogona vitticeps (central bearded dragon), 7624 nucleotides. It is a transcript of the gene GRIA1, whose product is annotated as glutamate ionotropic receptor AMPA type subunit 1. Gene Ontology annotation, cellular component: membrane. Gene Ontology annotation, biological process: monoatomic ion transport. The record is from RefSeq and is a predicted model, not a curated record. Lineage: Eukaryota; Metazoa; Chordata; Lepidosauria; Squamata; Agamidae. Gene Ontology annotation, molecular function: ligand-gated monoatomic ion channel activity; signaling receptor activity.
GCGAGCGAGGGGAAGAGAGAGAGAGAAAGAGAGAGGAAGAAGGAAAAAAAGAAAGAAGAACGAAAGGAACCAGAAGGGGGGAACUACCAAAUCUAUGCUUGGACCUGGGCUUCUUUCUCGCCAAUGCAAAAGGGAAUAUGCAGCACAUUUUUGCCUUCUUCUGCACCAGUUUCCUAGGGGCAGUGUUGGGGGUUAAUUUCCCCAGCAACAUCCAGAUAGGGGGAUUAUUUCCUACUCAACAAUCCCAGGAACAUGCAGCAUUUAUGUUUGCAUUGUCUCAGUUCACAGAGCCCCCCAAGUUGGCUCCCCAGAUUGACAUUGUGAAUAUUAGUGACAGCUUUGAAAUGACCUACACCUUCUGUUCACAGUUCUCCAAGGGUGUCUAUGCUAUCUUUGGCUUUUAUGAGAGGAGGACUGUCAACAUGCUCACAUCCUUCUGUGGGGCACUCCACGUCUGCUUUGUAACACCCAGCUUCCCUGUUGAGACAUCCAACCAAUUUGUUCUUCAGCUUCGCCCAGAACUACAAGAUGCCCUCAUCAGUGUUAUAAAAUUUUACAACUGCCAGAAAUUUACAUAUAUUUACGAUGCUGACCGGGGCUUGUCAGUACUUCAAAAAGUGUUGGAUACAGCUGCAGAAAGGAACUGGCAGGUGACUGCUGUCAAUAUCAUGACAGCCACAGAAAAGGACUACAAGAACCUCUUCCUGAAUCUGGAAAAGAGGAAAGAACGGGUUGUGGUGGUGGACUGUGAAUCGGAGCGGCUCAAUGCCAUUUUGAGCAAGAUUGUCAAAAUUGAAAAUAAUGGGAAAGGAUAUCACUAUAUUCUUGCAACUUUGGGUUUCAUGGACAUUGACCUGGCACAAUUCAGAGCAAGUGGAGCAAAUGUGACUGGAUUCCAGUUGGUGAACUAUACAGACAGCAUUCCAGCCAGGAUCAUGCAACAGUGGAAGAACAAUGAUGCCAGGGAACAACCUCGGGUUGACUGGAAGAGGCCAAAGUACACCUCUGCUCUUACGUAUGAUGGGGUUCGGGUAAUGGCAGAAGCUUUUCAGAGUCUCAGGAAGCAGCGCAUUGACAUUUCCCGUCGUGGGAAUGCUGGGGAUUGCCUAGCCAAUCCAGCUGUUCCUUGGGGACAAGGGAUUGACAUCCAGAGAGCUCUACAACAGGUGCGCUUUGAAGGACUAACUGGCAACGUCCAGUUUAAUGAGAAAGGACAUCGGACCAAUUAUACCCUUCAUGUGAUUGAAAUGAAAGCUGAUGGGAUCAGAAAGAUAGGUUAUUGGAAUGAAGAUGAAGAUUUUGUUCCAACAGUCACAGAUCAACCAGGUUCAAAUGAAAGCACAAGUUUCCAGAACAGGACCUACAUUGUUACAACCAUUCUAGAAGCUCCGUAUGUGAUGAAUAAGAAGAGCAAUGAGAAGUUGGAAGGCAACCAGAGGUACGAAGGAUACUGCGUAGAACUGGCUGCUGAGAUUGCAAAACAUGUCGGCUACAACUAUAGCUUGCAGAUUGUUAAAGACGGAAAGUAUGGAGCCCAAGAUCCUGAGACUAAAUUGUGGAAUGGCAUGGUUGGAGAGCUAGUAUAUGGAAGAGCUGAUGUGGCUGUGGCACCAUUAACCAUCACUCUAGUGCGAGAGCAAGUUAUAGACUUUUCCAAGCCAUUUAUGAGUCUAGGCAUAUCAAUUAUGAUUAAAAAACCACAGAAAUCCAAGCCUGGGGUCUUUUCUUUCCUGGAUCCCUUGGCUUAUGAGAUUUGGAUGUGUAUAGUCUUUGCCUACAUUGGAGUAAGUGUUGUCCUCUUUCUGGUCAGUCGCUUCAGCCCCUAUGAGUGGCAUAAUGAGGAGCUUGAGGAAGGACGAGAGCAGCCAGCCAAUGGCCAAACAAAUGAAUUUGGGAUCUUUAACAGUCUUUGGUUCUCCUUAGGAGCUUUUAUGCAACAAGGAUGUGAUAUAUCUCCAAGAUCUCUCUCUGGACGAAUAGUUGGCGGGGUCUGGUGGUUUUUCACUCUGAUCAUCAUCUCUUCUUACACUGCCAAUCUAGCGGCUUUCUUGACAGUAGAGAGAAUGGUGUCUCCUAUAGAGAGUGCAGAAGACUUAGCCAAGCAAACAGAGAUUGCUUAUGGGACUCUGGACGCUGGUUCUACUAAAGAAUUCUUCAAGAGAUCUAAAAUAGCGGUUUUUGAGAAGAUGUGGACGUACAUGAAGUCAGCUGAGCCCUCUGUUUUCGUGCCGACAACAGAAGAGGGAAUGAAGCGUGUGAGGAGAUCCAAAGGGAAGUAUGCCUACCUGCUAGAGUCUACCAUGAAUGAGUACAUUGAGCAGAGAAAGCCCUGUGACACCAUGAAGGUGGGAGGUAACUUGGAUUCCAAAGGCUAUGGCAUUGCAACGCCAAAAGGUUCACCUCUGAGAGGUCCCGUAAACCUAGCGGUUUUGAAACUCAGUGAGCAAGGCGUCUUAGACAAGCUGAAAAGCAAAUGGUGGUACGAUAAAGGGGAGUGUGGAAGCAAAGACUCCGGAAGUAAGGACAAAACAAGUGCUCUGAGUCUCAGCAAUGUGGCCGGUGUUUUCUACAUCCUCAUUGGUGGCCUUGGAUUAGCCAUGCUGGUUGCCUUAAUCGAAUUUUGUUACAAGUCCAGAAGUGAAUCAAAACGGAUGAAGGGUUUUUGUUUGAUCCCACAGCAAUCAAUCAAUGAAGCCAUACGGACAUCAACCCUCCCCAGAACAUCUGCAGCAGGAACCAGCAGUGGAGAAAACGGACGGGUGGUGAGCCACGAUUUCCCCCAAACCAUGCAGGAGGUUCCAUGCAUGGGUCACAACUCUGGGAUGCCCCUGGGAACAACGGGGUUAUAACUGACCUUGAUGGAUCUUCUGGCUGAGAGCUGGGUCUCUUUGGGCCCGGCUUCUCCGGCUUUGCCAAACCAACCCAUGCAAAGAAGAGGGGCAAUGCGGUGGAUCUUACAGAGGAAAUCAGAUCUGUUUUCCCUUCUUUUUUCCUUUGUGUAUCUGUGUGUGUUUAUUUUUCAGUAAAUCCAUAGGCAGAAGAAAGUACAUCCUGUACUGCAAUAAGGAGAGGGCAACUGGACUGAACAGAAUUUGGAGACAUCCCUGUGUACACGGUUACAGGAACCCUGAGGAUGACAGCGCCAUUUUGUUUUUAACUUGGUUGUUAAUAAGUUCUUAGUGUGUGCAAUAUACCUUUUUUUUCUUACUAAUUCCCGUGAUGUCAGGGUAAAUAUCAGCCCUGUCCUGCUCAACAGUUUAAAAUCAGGUUUAGUUUGGGAUGCAAACCAUAAAUGUCUACACUACUAACAAUGAAAGGAAAACAAACAAACAAAUCCUUUGAGACAACAAGACUCUACUGUGUUUAAAAGUUGCUGCCACCAGGCUGACUAGACCCUUGAAUGAGUUCUCCAUUCUGUAGUCAAAGGAGGGACUUCUGGAACAGUUGAAAGAGAAGCCUAAAUGGAGAAAGGAAUGGGAAAACUUCCAGAAAGGAGGCCAAUGGCUCUGUCUGGAUUUAAGGAGAGCCCGGGUAAACGAAGCUUGGAAGUGGUUAUCUGAAGUGAUUAUUUGAGCUAAAAGUGUCACAAGUGUGGGAAAUUUAUCCAUUCCCAGGAAGUGUGGCUGGCAAGCUACCACAAUGGACAGGAUAACAGUCACCUAAGACCAUAUCUACUUGCUUUAUACAGGGGGAGGGCAAGAAAAUACAAAUUAAAUAGAUAGAUUACAUAUCCUCCCUGCCUGUCUUUUCAAAAGUGAAGAGGCAAUUACCAGCCAUUUCCUUAUUCCUGCACUUCUGUAAGGUUUCCUUUCCAUGGUCGUUCUUGAGUAGAAAACCAUUAGACAUCAGGCAUUGAAGCUAUUUUUGGUACAUCUGGGGGGCUUUUGGUCCUUGUGAGCCAUACCUGAUGGCCAUUCUAUGGAGUAAAAUGGGUCACAUUAGAUUUACUAUGACAAGAAAAUAAAUAAAUCAAGAUUGGAGUGAAUAAUAGCAACGAGGAAGGGCAUUCACCUGUAUACAGCCUUUCACAGUAGUUGCUUGCAGCUGGCCCUGAUUUUUUUAAAAAAUGUUUCAGGAAUCAAGUCUUGGCUAGCAGCAUCAUUUGCAGAAAAGCCAACAGACAUGGUUUCCUUUCAUUCAUCAUCAUGAGGGGAAGUGAAACACAGAGGACAAGCCAGCUGGUGCCCUGCUUGCUACUGAAAACUGUCUUUCAUCCAAGUUUGCAAUGAAACACUGAAAUCCAUAGAACUGCCCAAAGCACAAGAAAGUGGACUUGCUAGCAGUAUUUUUCCCCCAGUCACAUGUGCAUUAGCUUCUCCAUGGAAACAAAAGUUUCAUUUGUAUGUGUGUGAGAGAGAGAGACAUCACCAUCAUGAAUAGUAAGGAAUUUGAACAGAGUAGAAAGCAUUCCCCUCAAGAAAACUGUAUUAAAGGGGAAGUAUCUCCUACUCCAUCAGAGGUCUGGAGGAGGCGAAACCCUUCCACCACAGUCUCCAUCCUCAUUUAUGCAUUUGCCCAAGAACAGAAGGCAGUGCCAGACUUUAUAAGGGGCUAAAGCUUCCUCCAAGUGCCAGUGCAAACCCAGCAGUAUAGCAGAAACUUAAAUUCAAUUUCUGGGAUCUGUGGGUACCUUAAUGUGUAAAACAGGAGACUGUGAUACAUAGGGAAAGAAAGAAAGAAUGAAAGAAAGAAAGAAAGAAAAAGAAAGAAAGAAAGAAAGAAAGAAAGAAAAAGAAAGAAAGAAAGAAAGAUGAGAAUGCACCACAGGCUUCAAAGUGGCACAGCUUUGUUCAGUGGAUCAUCAUGAUGUAGCACAAAUGCGUGCUUUUGUUUUUUCAACAAGUGUAACUGGCAACUGGCUCAAAAACAAAUAAACUUUCAUACAUAACUUGCUGUGCUUAUACAGUGUCAAUAAAUGCAAAAAGGCUGGUCUCUAAGAACUGAUUUUAUCAUUCAACACUAUAUGGUUUCCUCCACUCCCCUUAAGAUGGCACCUUCGUAAGACUGACAACACAGAAACUGCAGCUCCUUUUAAAGAGGGCACAGCAUGUCUAGUGCCCAUUUGUGCUCUCCGUACCAGUGGAGACCUUUCCAGUUUCAUCAUUCCUCCAGCUCUCUGUCAAGGCUUGGAGCUCAGCCUCUGAAAAUAAGUCUCCAUGGUCUUGUUCUGUCAGUGGUGAUAUUUUCCUUUUAGUUUGAUGUCUGCCUUUGGUUACCUCUUGAGUUUAGUUCUGUGUUUGUGUUUACAGCACAUAGGACUCACAAACCAAGCCUGCUUUUUAUGAAUAUAUCUCUCAGAUAUUCAUGAAGACACGGUACUUCUUUCAGUCUGAAGAAUGUUCAUAUCUUCUGGCAACUGCUUUCCACCUUAAAAUGCCAUGGAAGCAGAACACAAGGGUGUCCUAUAUGGAACAAGAACAACAAAAUAAGCCCCACAACACUUCAGCAAACUCUGCUGCUUUUGUGGCAAAGGAAUCAAAGAGACCUAUCUGACAGUUGAGCCAGCCAGUUUGGACGAGUGUGUGGGAAGCAGACGUCUAUGUGAGGACAAAUGCCUGUGACAAUAGGAAAUGAGACUCAUCUUUUAAAAGCUUUUGACAAAUGGAAGGGUGGGAGGAGGAAAAGAAGAAUGAUGCAGAAGAAGAGGGGAAAUGUUAACUUGUAAUAUGUAUUUUUACUACACUUUUCUUAAAUACAAAGUAAUGGGGGGUGGGAGGGAACCCUUAAAGACAUUGACAUUUUUCUCAACAAAUUCCAUAUUUAACAGUUUUUGGCUUUCAUUAAAUUUUGCUCUUUGGUAUCUGGAUUUUUUUACUUAAAGAGUUAUGCUUGUUUUCUUUCUCUACCUUUCGAUCACUAGAAAUAUAUUGCAGAUUUGUGACCUGUUUCUUUAAUGAUGUUGAGAAAUAAGAAAUAUUGCCUGGCGCUUAGAUGAUAUGGGUCUUUUUCCAUUUUAAUCCCCUAUCCGUGACCAAAGUCCUCUUGCUUCAUGUAGAAGAUCAUAUUAGAGUAGACCCAUUGAAUCACUGGAAAUUUACUAAGUCCUCAAUGCAUUUCAAAUGGGCCUAACAGUUAAAGUAACAUAGUAAGUAACAACUAAUGUAAAUUAAUUUGAAUCAAUGGAACUUACAAAGGAGUUGACUCACUAACUUUUAAUUGAUUCAGUGGGCCUACUCUGGUGUAAUUUACUAUGCUGAGUGACAGGACUUUGGCUCAUAUCGCUUUGCAGCAAGACUCAAUGAAGGCAAGUUUAAAGAAAGUCCUAUUAGCACUUGUACAUUAUUUACUAACUUUGUAACAGCAUGGGGGUGACGGGACUGUGAUUUCCCUUAGAUCUUACCAGAAUAAUACAGACUACACUAUUUACCUCCCUAGGUGUUCAUUCACAUAUCGAACAGUAUUAUGGAAUUUACACAAUGGAAAAAUUAAUACUAUCUGGAGCUACAGUUCUCAGACCAUCCUGAUUUGAAUUAAUUUCUGUGAACUUAAACCUGCAAAUUCCAUGGGUCUGCACUCUGCAGUGAUGGACACUCCAAAUCUAUCCUGGUUUUGCUGGCUUAUCUAAGGUGAAGCUAAACAAAGAAGUGUCAUAGCAAGGAUGUAGAUUCUCCCAGUCCACAAACCAUGAAACUCUACCAGGACUACCCAAUUCUGGUGUGAAUGUUCUUAAUAAUAUAAUAAUAGUGUGAAUAACAGUUGUCUUUCUCACUAGAAAUGAUCUGGUGUGAUUUGGGACCAUAGGAGGUAGACCAUAAUAUUAUAGUAUCAUAAACAGUUGUAAUAUAGUUUCCUUGUAUUUGCAGAGAAUACAGAAGCAUCCCCAGUAUCAAAGGGAUGAUUGACUUUAGGGGAAAAAACGGUACAGAAAAGAAGAGGAAUCCAUACAAUUCAGAUUGUCAAAAGUAGCAAAGCACCCAGGACUCUGACCAGGCAUGCAGCUGAGACAGGAGCUGGCACCUCAUGAAUUUGCCAUAAUUGGCCAAAGGCAGCUUAGUUAAGCCUUACAUGAAUACCAAUGGGAUUUCAGCAACAAUUAGUUAUCCUUCUUUCCAGCUUCCAGUUUCAUAAUCAUAUCCUGUUUAGAUGUUCAUCUGAAUGUGAAAUAUCACACAUUAUCAAAUUGCACCUUUUGUUGUACAUCCAUGAUUGACAACUGCAUCUGAUCUGUUUAAAUGUAUGGUCGAAGCUGCACAGCAACAACCUGAUGUGUAGAUUAGGUUUUCAGUGCCAUGUUGUGAAACACUGUCUUCAGUACAAGACUUAUUUGAGGGCUACAAUCCUAAUCACGUUUACAACGGAGCUGGUUCCAUGAAAAACAAAUGGAGGUAAUCUUGUGUAUACUUAAUGUCUUCAGUGUACAUGGAAAGAAAAUAAGAUUCAAAGGUCAACCACACCUGGCCUUUUGUUAGACCUCAAGCAUGUAUUUUCCUCCCGGCCAGACAAUCUAUAAGUCAGAGCCAAGUAUCACUAGAGGUAUGGCAUUGGUAUUAGUGGCUCUCUAAUUUUAGUGGUUGUCCAUACUUUAAGAAUAAACAUUUCCUGUUUCCAGGGGGAUAAAGUAUUCUGGCUGAAUGGUGGGCGUAUGGUCUUAUGCAACUGAUGAUAUUAAAACUUUUAAACUGUA